Molecule: messenger RNA, 2142 nt
Organism: Salvelinus namaycush (lake trout)
Lineage: Eukaryota; Metazoa; Chordata; Actinopteri; Salmoniformes; Salmonidae
Product: plakophilin-2-like
Exons: 12
Coding region: 1-2124 (707 amino acids)
Biological process (GO): protein localization to plasma membrane; heart development; desmosome organization
Cellular component (GO): intercalated disc; cytoplasm; nucleus
Molecular function (GO): cadherin binding; intermediate filament binding; molecular adaptor activity
Source: RefSeq, a predicted model, not a curated record
AUGAAGACACACUCACCUUUGAGCCAGAUCGGAGGCAGGGACUUCAGCAGCCUGUCGUCUUUGAAGGAGAAUAUAAGAAGUCCACCUAAGAGGGUGGAUUUGACCCCAGUCACCAGCCCUGAGUUACCUCACUCCCAUCUGGCUUACAGGACACUCCGUUUCGGAACCUACACUCUACCCGGCCCUAGCCAGCCGCCCAUGAUGGGGACUUCAGUGGAGCGGUCGUAUGGGACAGACUUGAUGCAACGUUAUGCCCAUUCGGAAGUGGCCCGUAGCACAAGGACGCACGCCAUGGCUAACGGCGGCAACUACCACUGGGGCCAGUCCCUCAGACAGACUCGAGGUCCUCAGCCCCUCUCUGCAGACCACUCAUUCCUGUGCAGCAGCCCUGCGAUUCGCACCGACAACAGCCCCUACCUGAUGGAGGUUCAUAGGGGGACGAGGAGACAAACAGGCUACGGGUCAUUCAAUGCUACCCAGAGAGCAGAGGGCCUGGCCUGGCUGGGCCAGGUGGGGAGGGAGAGCCAGAAGCAUGUGGGAGCCAAAUGGCCUUGCUCGUACCCAGCCUCGCUGGUCAGCAUGGAGGUGGACAUGUGCCAGAAGAGGGAGGCGGUGGAGCCAGAGAUCCAGCAGACAGACGUGAAUGACGUCACUGCGCUGAAGCCAGAGAGCAAGGUGCCUGAGCUGACAUUGGAGAGGGCAGUGAACCUGCUGGGCCAAGAGAAUGAGGAGAUGCAGAUCACUGCUGCCAGCUUUAUUCAAAACCAAUGUUUCAACAGCGCUGAUGCUAAGAAGAUGGUGUUCUACCUCCACGGUAUACCCAGGCUGAUCAAACUGCUGCAGAGCGACAGCGAGGAGCUGGAGCGCAUAGCAGCGGGGGCGCUCCGAAACGUCGUCUUCGAGAGCAGCGAGAACAAGAUGGAGGUGAAGGACAACGAGGGUGUGGCCCCUACACUGCGUCUGCUCAGGAGAAGUCGCGACAUAGCGACCCGGCGGCAGCUCACUGGGCUGUUGUGGAACCUAUCCUCCCAUGACCUGCUGAAGGAGCAUCUCUCCAAAGAGGCCCUGGAGAUCCUGACCACUUCUGUGCUGGUGCCCUGCUCAGGCCUGUCUGAGGGGGAGAACCCCAAAGAUGGCAUGCUGGCUGACCCAGACACCUUUUACAAUGCCACUGGCUGCCUCCGAAACAUAAGCUCGGCUGGUCCAGAAGGGAGAAAAGCCAUGCGGCAGUGUGAGAACCUUAUUGACUCACUGGUAUACUACAUCCGCGGGACCAUAGCUGACUACAAGCCUGAUGACAAGUCCACAGAGAACUGUGUGUGCAUCCUACACAACCUCUCCUACCAGGUGGAGCUUCCACAGAAGUACGCCAGCGAGCUCCAUGAGUCUCGACUCAACCUGGCUCCAAAGACCAAGACCCCAGGCUGUUUCGGCUCUCGCAGUGCCAAAAUCAUCCAGGUAGGCUCCCACCGCCCUCUGCUGGAGGAGAAGGGUAAUCCCUGUGGGAUGGAGUGGCUGUGGAGCGCCAUCACUGUGCGCAUGUACCUGUCAAUCAUGGCCCGCAGCAUCCGUCCCUACACUCAGGAGGCUGCCAUCGGAGCCCUACAGAACAUCACAGCUGGGAACGGCCUAGUAUCCCAGGCCAUCGCCCACACCAUAGUACAGCGGGAGAAUGGUCUACUACAGACCAUGAAGAUGCUCCAGGAAGGAGGGAUGGAUGUGAAGAAGACUGCUGUAUCCCUGCUAUGUAACAUCUCACGCCACAGAGAGCUUCACGCUCACAUUGUCAAACAGUUGUUGCCACAGCUGGUGGUCAUGUUACCCAACUCGGACACGAGCACAGACCUGCCUACAGAGGUGACCGUGUCCCUGUGCCACAUCCUCAUCAACCUGAGCCAGGAUGAGACGCAGCACGUCAGGGCCAUCGUCAACCACGGGGCGCUGCCCAAGAUCAUCAACAUCAGCGCAAAGGACAACGGGUUUGGUCCCACCAGGGCUGGCCAGGCAGCCUGCAUCCUACUACACAGCAUGUGGAGCCACUCAGAGCUCCACAGGGCCUAUAGGAAGGCUGGAUAUAGGAAAGCAGACUUCGUCAACAGCAGGACAUCAAAGGCUGUACAUUAAAUACGGAACUAAGCGGAG